UACACUCGGUUAUUCUACUAUUAGCUCCCAGAGAGAGAGAGAGAGAUGGCUGAAGUCGCUCCCGCUCCCACCGUCGUGCCGGCUAAAGCGCCCAAGAAGAAGGCAGCUUCGAGGACCAAGAAAACAGGCCCUAGCGUCGGUGAGCUCAUCGUCAAAGCGGUUUCCUCGUCCAAAGAGAGGAGCGGCGUGUCUCUUCCCGCCCUGAAGAAAGCUUUGGCUGCCGGCGGAUACGACGUGGAGAAGAACAACUCUCGCGUCAAGCUCGCCGUCAAGGGCCUCGUUACUAAAGGCACCCUGGUGCAGACCAAAGGCACCGGCGCGUCUGGAUCUUUCAAGCUGAACAAGAAGCAGACCGAAGUUAAGAAGCCUGCAAAGAAAGCCGCGCCCAAAACGACAAAGGCGGCCGCCAAAAAACCCGCCGCGUCUAAGAAGCCCAAGAAAGUAGCGGCCAAGAAACUUGCAGCCAAGAAGUCUCCCAAGAAGACGAAGAAGCCCGUUGCUGCCGCCAAGAAAGCCACCAAAAGCCCCAAGAAGGCAGCCAAAAAGCCGGCGACCCCCAAGAAGGCAGCCAAGAGCCCCAAGAAGGCAGCCAAAAAGCCGGCGACCCCCAAAAAGGUAAAGGCUGUAAAGCCCAAGACUGCAAAGCCCAAAGCGGUGAAGGCCAAAAAGGCUCCCAAGAAGAAGUAAACGUGUUUGUUUUAUAUUCCUCAAACGGCUCUUUUAAGAGCCACCCAUAUUUUCCCUUAAAGAGCUGUUUACUAUUCUGAUAGACAUCAUAGUCAAAAUGAUGACUCCAUGGCAGUGGAUGACUCCAUUAGGCAGCUACAGAGUUGUACAUUCACCUUCACAUAAGCGUAUGGACAACUAGGGAGAAUUGGCCAGUUUACAUUUUAAAGCCAUAUGCAUGUCUUCACUCUCUUUUAUACUAAUAUAUGCUUUAUAGGUAUAAAAAUCAGUGAAUAAUCAGGCUACUGAUUAUAAAUCAGUU
This is a messenger RNA of Tachysurus fulvidraco (yellow catfish), 988 nucleotides long. Its product is annotated as histone H1-like. Bases 46 to 687 code for a protein of 213 amino acids. The record is from RefSeq and is a predicted model, not a curated record. NCBI's taxonomy places the organism in Eukaryota, Metazoa, Chordata, Actinopteri, Siluriformes, Bagridae. Gene Ontology annotation, cellular component: nucleosome. The transcript has a single exon. Gene Ontology annotation, molecular function: structural constituent of chromatin; DNA binding. Gene Ontology annotation, biological process: nucleosome assembly.